Molecule: messenger RNA, 4747 nt
Organism: Dufourea novaeangliae
Lineage: Eukaryota; Metazoa; Arthropoda; Insecta; Hymenoptera; Halictidae
Gene: Iml1
Product: DEP domain-containing protein 5
Exons: 23
Coding region: 1-4686 (1561 amino acids)
Biological process (GO): positive regulation of autophagy; negative regulation of TORC1 signaling; intracellular signal transduction
Cellular component (GO): GATOR1 complex; lysosomal membrane
Molecular function (GO): GTPase activator activity
Source: RefSeq, a predicted model, not a curated record
AUGAAGCUUUAUAAGUUGAUAGUUCAUCAGAAAACAUUUAGUGAAGAAGACCUUAUAAUCAAUCCGAAAGAUCAUCCAGGCAUAAAGACUGGAGAUGUUGUUGAGAUUUAUCAUCCAGAAGUUGAGUUCAGUCGUCUUCUAUUGCAAGUCACAUCCUUUAAAGAAGACUUACAAGGACGUGAGACAAUUAGCGUGGAAAAUAAUGUAGCAACAAUGUUUCAACUAAGAACAUUUGGGGAUGUCUACAUGAAUGUUGUAAAUCCAGAUGAUGUAGCUUUGGAUUCUGUUGAACUUACCUUCAAAGAUCAAUAUUUGGGGCGCAGCGAAAUGUGGAGGUUGAAAAAUAGCUUGGUUAACACUUGUGUAUACAUGAACAAGAAAAUUGAAUUUUGUGGUGGUAGUAUCAGAUGUCAGGUGUAUGAGAUGUGGUCACAAGGAGAUCGAGUUGCUUGCGGUGUUAUAAAUAAUGAUACUAAGGUUGUAUUUCGUUCUUCCACGAGUAUGGUGUAUCUUUUCAUUCAAAUGAGUUCUGAAAUGUGGGACUUUGACAUUCAUGGUGACCUAUACUUUGAAAAAGCAGUUAACGGCUUUCUAGCUGACUUGUUUCAAAAAUGGAAAAAGAAUGGUAGCAAUCAUGAAGUGACAAUAGUUCUAUUUUCAAGAACAUUUUAUAAUGCUGCUAGUUUGGAAGAAUUCCCAAAUCAUAUGCGUGAAUGUUUACAACAUGAUUAUAGGGGAAGGUUUUAUGAAGAUUUUUACAGGGUGGUUGUACAGAAUGAGAGAUUUGAAGAUUGGAGCAAUGUAUUAGUGCAAUUACGUAAAUUAUUUACAGACUAUCAGAAAAUUGUAUUAGAAUAUCAUCAGAAACCAGGUGGUAUUAUACCAAAAGCGGUAAAUUCAACAGCUGCACAAGGAAAUUUUUUAGAAGUUUUAAACAUGUCCCUAAAUGUGUUUGAGAAACAUUAUUUAGAUCGUAGUUUUGAUAGAACUGGGCAAUUGUCAGUGGUAAUUACACCUGGUGUGGGUGUUUUUGAAGUUGAUAGAGAGUUGACAAAUGUUACAAAACAAAGAAUCAUUGAUAAUGGAGUUGGUAGUGACUUAGUGUGUGUUGGAGAACAACCGUUACAUGCAGUUCCCUUGUUAAAGUUCCACAAUAAAGACACAUCUAUAAAGGCACCAGACGAUUAUAGUAUGCCACACUGGAUUAAUCUCAGUUUUUACUCAACAAAUAAAAAAAUUCCCUAUUCAACAUUUAUACCUCGCAUAAAACUUCCUCAGAAGGUAUCGAAACAAUCAUGGACAGAAAAUGGAAAGUUUCAAUGUAAAAAUAAGCUUUUACAAGAAGAUCCAAGGGAAUGUUUACAUAAUACUUUAUUCGACUAUGAUGCAUAUGAUGCACAAGUUUUUCAACUACCCACUGUUCAUACUUCCAGCCUGCAACGAGUUACAACUAGGACCAAAAAGACAAGCGUUGUUAGCAUGGAAACACAUAAUAAUGCACACAUAUUGAAACUUUUGAAAAGAAAAAUGUCCGACCCCGAUAUUCAUCAUCCGCCACCGGAAAUACAUUCAACUCCAAUAGCUGCAACGCGAAGUGCAGCAAUCUCAAUACCUCAUAGAACAGAUGACAUUGCUAGCAGUGAAUCGAAUGGAGAAAUUAAUGGCAUGUAUCAAAACUACUUAAAAUCAAGAACAUCGGUCAAAAGUGAUUUAACGGAUUCAGAAAUAUCACCACCCUUUAGGCCAGUUGUUGGUAGCGCUGGGAGUCCAACAAAUGCAAUAUCUCAACCGACAAGUAUCAUUAGACCUAGCAGGGCACUUAUUAAUCCUUUCGAUCCUUCCCAUGUUACAAUCAAACUUACUAGCAACAGACGGAGAUGGACACACAUUUUUCCUAAAGGCCCAACAGGUGUACUCAUACAGCAACAUCAUUAUCAAGCUGUGCCAGCACAAAUGUGUUCACAAUCACAGUCUGACGUUACUUCUACUGUAAACGGAUCACCCCUGGAAAAUACUGAAAUCAUUGGUAUAAAUAAAUUAAUUUCAAGAUCGUUAGUAUUUUAUACAGGGCGAUCCUCUCAUAAUAAAAGCAAAUCACAAAAAUUAAAUCUAUCUCUAUCGAAUAGCGAUAAAGGUGGAAACCCAGUAUCUUCAACAGGAAGUAAGUCUUUGACACUAUUAUGGGGUGCUACUGGCGAACAGGAAUGGACACCAGCAUUAACUACAGCAAUCAUAGGUGUCGAUUGGAAAUCACUGACAAUCCCAGCAUGUUUACCUAUUACCACAGAUUAUUUCCCGGACAAAAGGAGUUUGCAAAAUGAUUAUGUUGUCUCAGAUUAUAAUCUUCUGCCAGAUGAUGUUAAUACAGACUUCGCCCAACAACGAGCAAUAUAUAAAAAGCCUUUAACAACUGUAGAAGUAUUUAAAGAGCUUGUGUCGCAGCGGCUAGCACAGGGAUUUCAAUUGAUUAUUUUGCCUACAACUAACAAAAAUCAAACUAACACGCCUGGCAGUGCAGUCCCAGCAAUAAGUUCUGUAAUGCGCGGUCGACAAACAGAAUCAGAACCAAAGGAAGAAUACUUGUUAAGUAUUGGUAGAAUUUUUCAUAAAAUAUCGUUAUUUGAUAACUGUAUAACAGUUACACGGUAUCGACCAAGGCAUCCUUAUCCACCAUUUAAUAUACAUUAUCGGUACCGAUUUCACGCACCACAUCACGAUACGUAUGAAGUGUCGUGGGUGUCAUUUACAACGGAAAAACUAGAAAAUUAUAAUUGGAAUUAUUUAGAUCAUUACAUUUGUACAAGAGGCCACACUGAUUUUGCUUUAGUCGAGGAUCGAGUAUUUCUACUACCUUUACACACUUCGGUAACACGAAAAUUUUUAGAAGGUUCAUCGAGAUGCGAUAUAUACACACCACUUACUACCGCCGAACAAGUGUCCCUCAUGGAUGGAUUUUUACGCUUCAUUGAACUCUGGCCGAAUAAAAUACGACGCCAGAACCCCAACAAAAACUGGAACCCUUCAACUGUAGGUGGUGUUCCCCCGAGAGAUCCUGCCUCUCACUUGACCAGACGCAGGCACAGCACGAGCCUUAUAGUCCUCACUAACCAGACCAGUCUAGUUGGCAGCUCUCCCUUCAGGGAGCGACUCGGAAGCAAUCGUCUACCAGAGAAACCAAGACCAAGGUCGGGUUCUAAAGUGAUGGAUAGAGGUCGAAUCUCACCAGCUAGUGAAGCUGUUUUACCCCUUUCGCUUGAACAACAAGAUCAUUUUGAAUCUAACGAAGACAGUACAAACAUGGAGUUGACGAAGAUAAAAAAUACUGCGCCAAACAAUGAAAUUCUAGAAGCGAUGAAACACCCCCAAUCUGGUGUCGGGUUUCUCACCCAACACCCAUCGCUCCCAAGCCAAACAUUCGUUAGCGCAGAUGCUGUGCAGUGGUUAAAUAAUCAUAUAGAAGGAGGGGUAACAGUGAACGAAGCCAUUAUCAUUAUGAAUGGUAUGAUACAAGAGAAAUUAAUAUGCCACGCUUCUGGUGAUUUCUCGAAACCAUUUAUUUUAGGAUUUUAUUUAUACCAUGUAGUGCACGAUAAAGAAAAUCAAAGAGCAACGGAUUAUUUCUCACCUACGGGCGAUUUACAAAGCUUCGAAAACGAAUGGGUAGAAGUAGAAAUAACGGCACCGAAAGGUUGGUGCGAACCUACUUCACCGGGAACUUUCCCAACAAUGUCUUCGCCUAUAACCAUACCUAGUUGUGAUACAGUGGACGAAUCAAAUGUACCAUCAUUCCUCAAAGAUGAUUUAGAUUUAAUCGACUCCAUAGACGAUAAAGAACGGCGAGCUCCACCAUACAAGCAUACUCAUUUAGAUAUUGAUUUAAAUAAUAGAAGUGACCGAAUUGAAUGGGGUCAUUUAAGAUACCAGUCCAUAUACAAAGUAGAUCAUUCUUAUGAACUCGUAGUACAAUGGGUAGCAUCGUCUGGUAGUAUAGUUGCUGAUCUUAUAUUUGUAUGGCAACGUAAAGCUCAAAUGUGUGGAAUUCAAAUGGUUCCUAUUCCUAGUGAUCUACUAGCUCUACCAUUCACUUUGAAAAGUGAUCCUUUAAGGGGACCUAUAUUUAUACCAUUGAAUACAGAACGUCUUACGACAAACAAGCAACAACUUUUUGAAGAAUUCCGCGAAGAAACCUAUGCACAACGGCUAUUUCUAUUUCAAGAAGCGAUUGUACAGAGAUUUGGUUUUAUCCCCUGUCUAAUAGAAAGUACAGAAAACGAUCACCAGUAUGUUCAUAUGACUGGUAAUGCUUUUAUACUUAUUCCUUCUACGACAAACACAAGGUUUCGCCCCAGAACGUCCACAAACGUUGUAAGACGAAACACGGGACAAAAAGGGUAUCCAGUUCAUCCUGAUCAGCCUAGCCCACACGAGGCUUAUAUUACGAGACACGUUAGCGGAAAAAAUAAAAAUGAUUAUAACAUGGAUAGAAGGAUUGGAUUUCUUUGGUCGUGGAAUCAUAUGGUUAGUCGGAAAUGGAAAUCAUCAUCCACGCUGGCCGGCGAUGAAUUAUUUCAAAAGAAACUCAUUCAAGACUUUAGACAUUUUUGUUCGAAUGGAGAUAAUAGACUGAAGCAAUUUUGGGAAUACUGCUGGGAAAUGAAAGAAAAAUCGUGCACACGAGCAACUUAAAGAGUGUCAAAUGAAAUAUCAGAUAAGUUGUGUUUUUCACAAGCUUAGCCUUCAAUUACAA